Oldenlandia corymbosa var. corymbosa is the source of this 1156-nucleotide messenger RNA. The record is from the annotation of a GenBank genome assembly. NCBI's taxonomy places the organism in Eukaryota, Viridiplantae, Streptophyta, Magnoliopsida, Gentianales, Rubiaceae.
AUUUUGUCCUCAUCUCAAUCUCCCGCCGCUUGUAGCCUCUCUCUAUAUAUACAAAACCAAUCAAAGCUUUAACUGCCCAUCUCCCUCCUUCCCAUUUUUCCAUAUCUUCUCCAACUUUCUUACUUAUCUUUUAAGGCCUUGAUUGGAUUACAACUACAAACACGAUAAGCCAUCAUGAAGCUCUUGAAGUUGAGAUCCAAGAAGUUCUUGAGAAGCAACUCCAGCAACAAGAUUGAAAACAACAAUAAAUGUACAAGUCCCACCAGCAGCGUUUGUGGUGGCGAACAGAUUAAAUGGGAAAUGCGUCCCGGCGGCAUGCUUGUUCAGAAAAGGGUAUGUGAAGAUUCCGGCAGCAGCUGCACCGCCAGCAGCGACGGCGGAGACGGCGUGAUCACCGUCAGAGUCUCCACCUUCUCCAAUUGCCACAAUACAGUCUCCAUCCAAUCAACUUCCACCUUCGGUGAAUUAAAGUUGAUGUUGUCAUUAGUGACAAAUUUGGAGCCAAAGGAGCAAAGACUAUUGUUCAAAGGAAAAGAAAGAGACGACAAUGAAUAUCUACACAUGGUAGGUGUUAGAGACAACGACAAAGUUCUGCUCUUGGAAGAUCCGGCCGUUAAAGAGAGGAAACUGAGAAUGGGUUUGGCCGGCGCCGGCGUCGGAGCAAGGGAAGUCAUCAUGGGCUCUCCUUAUCGGACCAUCAGUGUCUAACUACUUCAAUCAACGUUACCUGUCGAUUCUACUGAUCAAAAUCAUAUGUGUCGUUUUUUUUCCUCUGUUUUGUUACUGUAUUUUUUUUUUUUUUUGGUGUUUUUAUAAUCCCUAACUAACUACUACUCUCCUUACCUAAUUUUAAUGAGUACCUACCAGUGGUGAUUGAUGAAAGCUUUUCACCAACUCGUGUAGUGUAUUAUUGAUGUGAUUAUUGGAUUAAUUUUUAAAUAGUGUUGAUGGGGUCAUUUUGGUGUGUAUUAUUGGCUACCAUUAUGUAUCUCUAUGUCGGUCGGUUUAGGCAUCUUAAUCUCUCCUUUGUUAGAUCAAGGAAGCAUCGUAUCCACAUCAUUUUGAGAUUAUGUAUCUACAACUCCAAUGAUAUUAAUUCUUAUUGUCUAUGUAAAGUUUGAAUUUUUUUUUCUAUGGUACAACUUUAUUACUAGUA